Gamsiella multidivaricata is the source of this 738-nucleotide messenger RNA. RefSeq lists its product as uncharacterized. Gene Ontology annotation, molecular function: RNA binding. Gene Ontology annotation, cellular component: nuclear exosome (RNase complex); cytoplasmic exosome (RNase complex). The record is from RefSeq and is a predicted model, not a curated record. Bases 1 to 738 code for a protein of 245 amino acids. Lineage: Eukaryota; Fungi; Mortierellomycota; Mortierellomycetes; Mortierellales; Mortierellaceae. Gene Ontology annotation, biological process: poly(A)-dependent snoRNA 3'-end processing; CUT catabolic process; exonucleolytic trimming to generate mature 3'-end of 5.8S rRNA from tricistronic rRNA transcript (SSU-rRNA, 5.8S rRNA, LSU-rRNA). The transcript is spliced from 3 exons.
AUGACAGAACAGCAGCAGGACCACCAGGAGCUGUCCACUGGACCACACAUCGUUCUCCCAGGGGACCUGCUUCCAGAAUCCGGGCUUAUGGAGGACGCAGCCUCAGCACAGGUCGUCAAGUUGGGUCCAGGGUUACUUAUGGAGGACGAUAACGUGACAGCGAUGAAGGCCGGAGUGUUGAAGCACUCUUCAGUAGGCAACCGGUGGUGGGUUGAAAGCAAUCAGCGUCGCUAUGUUGCAGCACAAGGAGAAUCAGUGGUAGGAAUCGUGACUGCAAAAUCAGCAGAGCAUUACAAGGUCGACAUUGGAGCUGCACAACAGGCCCUCCUGGGUGUCCUAGCAUUCGAAGGCGCCAGCAAACGCAACAAGCCUGAUAUCAAGAUUGGAGCGCUGGUGUACUGCAGGGUCUCGCUCGCGAACAAGGACAUGGAGGCAGAACUCGAGUGCUUCAACCCAACCACGGGUAAAGCCGACGGCUAUGGAGAACUGAAAUCUGGAUUUGUGAUCAAGACAUCACUGGGGCUCGCCCGCCGGUUAUUGGACCCCAAAACCCUGGUUCUCAGACUGUUGGGUCAACAUAUCCCCUUCGAGACCGCCAUCGGCAUGAACGGCAAGAUCUGGAUCAACUCUGCAAGCCCCAAACAUACCAUUUUGGUCUGCAAUGCUAUCAAGAACUCGGAGUUUUUGAGUUCACAGGAAUGUACGACCAUGGUCAAGAAAAUGGUCGAGAAGAUGUGA